This is a messenger RNA of Topomyia yanbarensis, 3166 nucleotides long. It is a transcript of the gene Mnn1, whose product is annotated as menin. The transcript has 2 exons. NCBI's taxonomy places the organism in Eukaryota, Metazoa, Arthropoda, Insecta, Diptera, Culicidae. Gene Ontology annotation, cellular component: chromatin; histone methyltransferase complex; nucleus. Gene Ontology annotation, molecular function: transcription cis-regulatory region binding; chromatin binding; Y-form DNA binding. The record is from RefSeq and is a predicted model, not a curated record. Gene Ontology annotation, biological process: negative regulation of cell population proliferation; negative regulation of cell cycle; regulation of transcription by RNA polymerase II. The coding region runs from base 128 to 2107 and encodes 659 amino acids.
AGUGAAAAGUGGCAUAUUUUGUUCGCCUGGUUCAAUUAAUUCGGAUUUUUUGGGUACUGAAGUGGCCAACCCUCUCGAGUUCGGAGCGAUACGACAGUUAUUUCGUUCCCGGAAGUAAACCGGAGCGAUGACGGAGUUCUGCGAUGAUGUGAUCAAAUUGUUCCCACUACGGGCUAUUCCGGACGUGAUUAAGCUGUUCCGUCAACAGUUGAACAACCGAGAAGAGGAACCAGAUCUAACACUGCUCUCGAUAGUUACCGGACUUAUUGAGCACUCAUUGACGACCAAGGUAUUGGAAUCAGCACCGGCAACGGCAGGUACAGGAAAUCAACCGCAACCGAACGUUGACGGAAUUAGCAAUUUUCCGAUCAUUAAGUACGAUGUUAUCGAAGGAUUGUACAAGAAGUUUAAAUCGGUGCUGGCGCCUAUCGAGAAGCUGCUGGUUAAAAAUACGACGGAUUCGAAGUUUGCCAGUAGGGAGGUGAUUAAGAAAGUAUCUGACAUAAUAUGGAAUUCGCUCCUGCGAAGCUCUUACAAGGAUCGGGCUCAUCUGCAGAGUUUGUACAGUUAUUUGUGUGGGAAUAAGUUGGACUGUUUUGGAGUGGCAUUUGCUGUGGUGGCCGGAUGUCAGAUGCUGGGUUACAGAGAUGUACAUUUGGCUAUUUCCGAGGAUCACGUUUGGGUGGUUUUUGGCAAGACUGGAGACGAGACUAUAGAGGUUACUUGGCAUGGAAAGGGAGCGGAAGAUAAGCGGGGUCAAUCGGUGUCACCAGGCGUAGAGUCUCAAACUUGGCUGUACGUUGCCGGAAAUCCGGUGGUUUGCAAUCGAUACAUGGAAGUGGCUGCAAUUGUUUCCGCCAUCAAUCCAUCGCUGACGGCGACCAGUGCUUGUUUGGAGGUGGCCGAUCUGCAACAGCAGUUACUUUGGCAGUUGUACGAUAUGGGACAUCUGAAGAAAUACCCGAUGGCCCUCGGCUGUUUGGGGGAGCUGGAGGAAGUCUCUCCGACCACUGGUAGAAGAAACUGUGAGGAGCUGUACAACGAAUCGGUUCGAUCGGCACAGAUGUACUACAAAAAUCAUCACGUUUACCCGUACACUUACCAGGGAGGGUUCUACUACCGGAGGAACAUGUACCGGGAGGCGUUUGCUUCGUGGGCUGACAGCAGCGAUGUGAUUCGACUAUACAACUACUCGCGGGAUGACGAAGAAAUUUAUAAGGAAUUUUUGGACAUCGCUAAUGAACUGAUCCCGCAGGUGAUGAAAUUGGAGAGCUCCGGCCAUUCGGCUAAAAGUAUUCUGCGCGAUUCGCACUGUUUUGCCAAUUUGUUACGGUUCUACGAUGGAAUUUGCAUGUGGGAGGAGGGCAGUCUAACGCCGAUCUUGCACAUUGGCUGGGCCAAACCUCUGGUGGCGACGAUCGCCAAAUUUGACCACGAUAUCCGCUCACAGGUGAUUAUCAAGUGUGGAGAACAAUCUCCUCGGAUCUUUCAUCACCAAGUCAAUGGGGAUAAUACGGAGAACCGUAAACCAGUCAGCGGGUCACUUGCCAACAAUAACAACAAUAAUAAUAACGUUAACAAAUCGGACGCGAACAUGGAGAAUGGCAAACCAGGUUUGCCCAAAUCACUGGAGGCUCUGGUUGGUAAGUGUGGGGAAAAGCUUCUGAAUCCGGAUUUUCUGCUGCAGGGUGGCGGCCAACCGUUCACUUCGGAGGACAGUGAGGUAGCUGCGGGUGAAGCCAACGGCAAUACUGCUAAAAACUGCAAAAAAGAGAAAUACAUCGAGAAGAAAGAGGCUGUCGCUACUAAAGUUGAAGUGAAGGUGGAACCGAAGAAAGAAUCACUUGAGCUGGUAGAUUCGGAGGAUGGUGGUCCUAAAAGGCCUCUGAUUACUCUGUACAGUCAGAAAAUGAAAGGUCUGAAAGAUUUGCUGCUGGCGGAAAAGCUGAACACCAACGCCAUUUCGCUGCAGAUCACGGCCCAGAGUCAGGUGCAGGUAGGUGGUAAAAAAUCCCGUUCCCAGACAGGCGGUGGGGCUGGUGUCCAGCAGGGAGGUCCCCAGGAAAAUGAGGCAAACACCCGUUCUAAGCGUGCCCGACGAGAGUAAAGCGGGUCUUCCUAUUCUCAUUAACGGAAACAUUCCCUGAGUUCUGUUUUAUGCUUGAUCUUUUGUGAUUGUUUUAGACUAGUACUACUACUUAUUGGUAUUUCUUGGGCACUUCAAAAGUGCCCAAUUUUAUCUUUGUUAAGGUUGAGAUUUUCACGCUGUCUCCUAAAUAUUCUCGAGCGAGCAUUGUGAUGCCAUUUUUUUUCAAAAAAAAAGCAAACCUAUUUAUAGUUUUAGUCGUUAUCUGAUUCUGUUUUUCUAACCUGUUUCUAUUGUUUCUAUUUAUUGAAGUUUUCGUUGUUGAUUCAUUAGCAAACUAAAUAACAUUUCCUUCUAAAGGAAAGCACAAGAUCCAGACGUCAAGCUUGACGUCUAGCGGUGCACGUCUGGCCGUUUCGUAGAUCUAAUCUAGUACGGUCAGUCAGGCAUCACCCCAAUUUGAGCGGAAGAUGAAUAAUUGUGAAUGAAAAUUAGAGUAUACGCGUAAAUUGGAUAAUUGACUGGAAGUAUUACUCGGGACAAAAGAAAAACUAAAAUUCCGACCUCAAUCAUUAGGAAAAAAAGCUUACGACCGGAAAUUUAAAGUACAAAAUUUUUCGGAGUUUUCUUCUUGGACAAAAUUUUAACAGCUUCUAAAUUAAGGUAGUCGUUCGAACACCAGGAAACAUAAAAAACUAGAAGUGGUUAAUUAGGUACCUUGAAUUGGAUUUUGAAGGCACACAAACUGACGUAAAGCGAAUUGGAACUGAUUGGGCCAUUUUCGGUAUGAAUCUUUAUAAAUUGGAAUAUGUCGGAUGGUGUGAUUGAGGAUGAUUAAUGAUUUCUGAACCAAAAUUUAGUUUAUCGAAAAUGGGAAAAAACAUAAACAGAUCGCAUAUUAACCCAUUAUUGCCCAACCUACUAUAUAUAGUAGGUGCUAAGAAUAACUCCUAUUACUUAAGGAAUAACGCAGAACAGGCAUUAUCAAUGAGUUAAUAUUGUUCAUAUACUCUUACAGAAUACGUUUAGAGAAGUUAGAAUGGUUAAACCGGGUGUUUAUGUUUUGUUUUUAUUCAAUUU